Megalops cyprinoides (Indo-Pacific tarpon) is the source of this 6399-nucleotide messenger RNA. It is a transcript of the gene cmya5, whose product is annotated as cardiomyopathy associated 5. Lineage: Eukaryota; Metazoa; Chordata; Actinopteri; Elopiformes; Megalopidae. The transcript has 14 exons. The record is from RefSeq and is a predicted model, not a curated record. Bases 135 to 6086 code for a protein of 1983 amino acids. Gene Ontology annotation, molecular function: protein binding.
AACACGGGCCGCCUCGUUUCUAUUUCGAGCGCAAGCUGAUUCAGGCGAUCGGCGUCCAACUUGGAAUGACAAGUCCAGUGCCGCACUCCGCAGGACUAAAAGGGGCUUAAAGGCAGAUAAAACAAUAAUACAAAAUGGAUACUGGCUUGCAAGAAGAAUGCGACAGGGUCGACUCCGAGAUGUCCUUCACUGAGUUACAGGACGACUCGGCUGGGGGGGAUGUUGUAGACGAGGAGGACGAAGUUGAGGAACUCCGCAACAGUUUGAGGGAAAUAGUGCAGGAUGACUCUGUAAAGCCGAAGCUCCAGUGCCUCAUGGUGGACCCCUCCUUCUCCAUGGUAACCGUCCAGAGUGAGGACAGUGGCAUUGUGUGGGAGACUGCCUCCAGCAGGUGCUCCACUCCCUGGGCGUCUGAGGCCAGCUCCAACUCAGAACCUUACAGCUGCGAGGGUUCUGGGACACAGGGCAAGAUUGUCAUCAUCAUGGAUGAGGAAAAAAUCGUGAGAAGAAGGAAAAAAACAAGGAGCAGGAGCAGUCUCGGUGAAAGGUUUAGAAGACCCUCUUCCCGAAAUUUUCCAGGCGGAAAUGAAAGGCCAGCGAUGACUGAGUUUUCUGUGCCUAACAUAAGACCUGAGCUUACAGAUGAAAAUGGUGAGUCAAUAGAGCCUAAACAGGAUAAAGACCAGCAACUAUUUAGUUUAGUGUCUGAGGGCUAUGAGAUACUAAAUAUUGUAGUUCCUUCAAGACUCGCUACAGUGGAUGAAGAGGAAAGUACAGAAAUACCAGAUAACUUGUCUUAUUUGGAGGAAAACCCAAGGAUUAAAUCAAAUCACUUGAAGAUUGUAGAAACACAGCCAAUUGAAAGCACUCCUGAGAUUGUUGAAGUAGAGGAAGAUGAUAAGGUAAUAAUACAGAUGGAACCAGUUAAAGUAGAGCCCUCUGAACCCACACCCUCUCAGCCUACAGGUGAUAAACCGACUAGGAGAGAUGGAACCAGUGACAUGGAUUAUUUUGAGAAGUUCACAUUGUUGGAUGAGCAUGUACCAGAGGACCAGGCUUCUGCUACAGAGGAACAAAUGGAAUCAGGUGACACUCAAGAAAAUGAACCAUCCCAAAACAAAGAUCAAUCUACCCAGGGCAUGUUGGCCUCGGAUGACACCUUUGUUUUUGUAAGUGAUGUUGAAAUUGCAGGUGAGCAUCUCGAUGAGGUGUUUUAUGGUACCAGCUGCUAUGCUGAACUGGAUGAACCAUCUGUCAAUAAGCAUCUCAUAGAUGAGGACGAAGAAGAUAGUGUGGAUCAUGGGGAACCGUUAAAUUCUCCUCUGAAAGAGAGUGGUUCAGCAUUAUUUGGCAGUGAAGAGACGAUUCUUACACCCAUUUUCCUCUCCCCGGGACCACCAAAAAUAAUUGAUCCUACUCUCCUGGAGGAACCGCAUGCAAUGUCAUUCCACUACAUGGAUCUCUAUGAGGACGCAGUGGGGGUUCGGAAGAAGGAUGAGGAUGCCUCAGAUGUGGAGAGUGUUGUCUCUGAGACGUCAUUUCCCAGAAGGCUCUCUGACUCUGAUGACACAGGUGGGUACCUGGAAAAAUUCAUCUUAAAAGAUGAGACCCCAGCGGUCGAGGAUGAACCCAUCCCAGAAGACCAUCCAGCAGAGGGUGGAGUAAGAACACUCUGGUCGCAAAGCAAAUUUGAACUCACAGGUUGCUUGACUCGUGUAGUGGAAGAGGAUGACACAAAAGAAGAGGAAAGAGUUCCGGAAAGUUCUAGAAGUCCUAGUCUAUAUGUGGAAUGUGAACCUCUUAUCAUAAUGUCAGAGGACAAAACUGAAGGUGUAGAAUCUCUGCAUGCAGUUGUGGAGGAGGAAGCAGCAGUGCUUGGCAGAAAGAGUCCAGAGCUAUGUGAUGACGUGUUUGAGCCUGAAACAGAGCUUGUUGAAAAAACAGAGGCGGACAGGAAGACAGAUAUUGAGGGCACUGUUUUAGAACACCUACAGCGUUCAGAUAGUGUGGGAGAAAUAACAGUCAUUAUACCUGAAGAAACUUGUAUGGAAGUAGUCAGUGAUAAAGAAAUUGUCGAAGAUGAAACAGAUGUUUCAGUAGUAGAUCAUAGACCAGAGAGCACAUGUCAGGAAAUAGUCACUGAUGAGGAGAUUAAGGGAAAACAUGAAGAGGCUGUUGUAGAUCAGUUGACUGUAAUAUUGCAUCAAGAAAAAGACGCUGAAAAGGUGGUUGUUACCCCUGAAGAAACGUGUGAGGUAAUAGUCUCUGAUAAGGAAAUUGUCAAAGGUGAAGCAGAUGAAUCAGCUGUAGAAGGUAGACCUCAAAGCACAUGUGAGGAAAUGGUCACUGACAAUGAAGAAAUUAAAGAAAAACCUGAAGAGGCUAUUGUAGAUCAGGCAACUGUAAUAUUGCAUAAAGAAAGUGAUGCUGAAAAGGUUGUUUUUACCUCUGAACAACCAUGUGAGGAAAUAGUCUCUGAUAAGGAAAUUGUCAAAGGUGAAGCAGAUGAAUCAGUUGUAGAAGGUAGACCUCAAAGUACAUGUGAGGAAAUGGUCACUGACAAUGAAGAAAUUAAAGAAAAACCUGAAGAGGCUAUUGUAGAUCAGGCAACUGUAAUAUUGCAUAAAGAAAGUGAUGCUGAAAAGGUUGUUUUUACCUCUGAACAACCAUGUGAGGAAAUAGUCUCUGAUAAGGAAAUUGUCAAAGGUGAAGCAGAUGAAUCAGUUGUAGAAGGUAGACCUCAAAGCACAUGUGAGGAAAUGGUCACUGACAAUGAAGAAAUUAAAGAAAAACCUGAAGAGGCUGUUGUAGAUCAGGCAACUGUAAUAUUGCAUAAAGAAAGUGAUGCUGAAAAGGUUGUUUUUACCUCUGAACAACCAUGUGAGGAAAUAGUCUCUGAUAAGGAAAUUGUCAAAGAGAAUAUAGAAGAACCAUCAGACGUUAGGAGGACUGAAAGCAUAUCUGAGGAAAUAGUCACUGAAAAAGAAGUUGACAAAGGUGAGAUACAAGAAUCAAAAGAAGUAGAGGGGUCUAAAGGCAUAUAUGAGGAAAUAAUCACAGACGUUGGAGAAAUUAAAGGAAAAAAUGAAGAGGUUGUUGCAGAUCAGGUAACUGUAAUAUCAGAUCAGGAAAGAGAGACUGAAACAGAAGUUCCGUCUGAAGAAUUGUGUGAGGAAAUGGUUGCUGAUAUGGAAAUUGUCAAAGAUGUUACAGAAGAAUCAUCAGAGGUUGGGAAGACUAAAAGCAUAUGUGAGGAAAUAGUCACAGACACUGAAGUUGUUAAAGAACAAAAUGAAGAAGUGUUUACUAAUCAGGAGCCUGAUCAUAUACAUCAUGAAACUGUCACUGAAAAUGAAAUAUCUGAAGAUAAAACUGAGGUAAUAGACAUAGUUCCAGAACCUGAUAAAACAGGAAUAACUGAAGAUGAAAUUGAAGAAACAAUUCAAAAACCAGAAAGCAUAGCCAGAAAUGAGGUGUCAAGAGAUGACACUGAAAUUGCUGUUACAAGUCUGAAGAGCAAAGAUGAGGAUCUGCCCCAUACAGAUGAUAUUUGCACAGACACAACUGAGGAACUGCCUGAAGAAAAACACCCGGCCAUUGCUGAGGAAAUCAGUAAAGAUCUGGCCGAACAAGAUGCCCCAAAAGCAGAAUGUGAGUCAUCACCUGAGACUGAGCCGCAGCUUCCGCAUGAACUUUCUGCAGAAGAUGAGUCCUCUUUGAUCAAAGAAGAAGAUGAGGCUGUUUUGCAGGAAGACACCAGUCCCCAGCACCUUGGUGACAGCAUAAAAGAGACCACAGGAGAAGAACAGGGAGGUCAAAUUUAUGAUGGGAAGGAUGAGGAGAAUAUCCAGGAGUGGCACAAGGCCAAUGAAUCCAUCUCUGAUUCCAGGACUGGCCUAAAAAGAGAGACGCCACUACUCAGAUUAUCGCCAUUGGUUCCAGUUGAAGUAUUAGAAGAAGACAAAGGUGAAGAGCCAACAGUGGAGGAGCCUGCCUUGAUGCAGGAUAAACCGUGCUCUCAGCUCAGGAGUUUCUCACCUCAUGAGGACCUCUCAGCUUAUGGCAAAGAGGCCAAGUUCUCAGAACCUGAGCCAUACCAGUAUUUGCAUCAUGAAGAGGACGUUUCUGAGGAGCUAGAUUAUGAAAUGAUCACCCAGCAAGAAGCAAGAGAGCUCCCAGUACUAGAUGAUGAAGCAGAAAAAGACAAGGAAGCAGGAAGACCCAAAGGAGGCCUUGAGUCUGAGUUGAGCCACGAUGUGCCUGCUGACGAAGGCCUUGAGACAGACUAUGAGAUUGUCGAGUCUGUGGAUGGGAUUCCCUUGUCCAAGGCCGAAGUGGCAGAGAGUGAAUCAAAAACACAAGCUGUGGACAUGUUUUGUAUGGCCUGCAGGUGCCCAGUUUCAGCUGUUGAUAAGCUCUUUGGUAACCAUCAAGACCAUGAGGUGGUCACAGUGGAUAAGGCAUAUGAUGAAUUCAGGACUGCCUUAUAUGAUUUUUGUUUUCAGAACAAACUGAGCGAGUCUAUUGCUUUAUUGCAAGAAAGGUCAGAAAAUAUUACAGACCUAGUCUCUGAGCUGGAAUUGGCAUACAGUUCAGUAGAGGAGCACUGUAAAAACAGUGAGCAGUCUCUGGAUGAGCAGAAUGACGAGAUCAUGAAGAUGGUGAUGGAUCAAUACAAUGAGAUGUCUCACAACAUGGAGGAGGAGAAGAAGGUGAAGCUGGAGCAGCUCUACGAUCGCAUCGUCUCUUUCCAGGAGAGCAUUGAUGCAGCCAAGGAGGCUUUGGACAAGACCGCCAAGGAGGUUGAGGACCCCGAUGACCUUGCUUUUGCGUCUUCAUCCACAGACAUUAAUGCGAGACUGACCACAGCCUUGGAUGCGGCUUUGGCUCUGGAGCUCACCCCCAGCGCCUUCCCUCUGUUUGAGGACUAUGCCAAGACCCCCUCUGGCAAUGGACAGAAGGAACUGAAAGGCAUCCCAGUCCCUCAGAAACCCCACCUCCAGGCACAAGAAGCCAAUUCUGCCACCAGCACCUCCGUUACUGUCUACUGGAGAGUCAACGAGGGUGACAUCAUUGACUGCUUCCAGGUCUACUGCAUGGAGGAGCCCCAAGGAGCCAUAUCUGAGGAGUACAGGGUGACCGUGAAGGAGAGCUACUGCACCCUGGAGGACCUGGAGCCAGACAAGUGCUACAAGGUGUGGGUGAUGGCGGUCAACUACACGGGCUGCAGCCUGCCCAGUGAGAAGCUGUCCUUCAAAACUGCGCCCUCCGUCCCCACGAUCGACACGGAGCGGUGCACGGUAUGCUGGGAUUCCGCCACCAUCCGCUGGAGCCCCGCCCACCCGGCCACGGUGGAAAGCUACACCCUGGAGUACUGCCGUCAGUAUGCCUGCGAGGGGGAGGGCCUCAGAUCCAUAUCUGGGAUACGGAGCUGUGAGCAGAAGGUGCUCCUGAACCCCAAUGAGAAUUACCUGUUCUACAUCAAAGCUGCGAACUCGGCGGGGGCCAGCGAGCAGAGCGAGGCUGCCCUCAUCUCCACCAGAGGCACCAGGUUCCACUUCCUGACAGACACGGCCAACCCAUCCCUGGAGCUAUCCGAGGACAAGACCACUGUGAACUACCAAGAGGAGGCCUACAACCAGAGGGCCACCAUCAAUGAGUGCCCUGCGAUCCUGGGAGAGCUGUUGCCACCUCGUGGCUACCACUACUGGGAGACGACAGUGGGCAGCAGCGAGGCCUACAGGAUCGGCGUGGCCUACCCCUCGACAGCCCCGGACAGCCCGCUGGGAGAGAACAACACGUCCUGGUGCAUUCACUGUGUUCCCACGGCAACCAGCUGCAGGUUCGAGCUCCUCCACGACAGCGUGCAGACGGCCAUCUUCGUGGUGGACGUGCCCACGAGGAUCGGCACCAUGCUGGACUUCCUCCACGAGCGGCUCUCCUUCUACAACGCCCAGAACGGGCAGCUGCUGGGCUCGCACUGCCACAAGUUCACCGAGGCCUGCCACGCCGUGCUGGCGCUGGAGAAGCCUGGCACCCUGGCGCUGCACAUGGUGAUGGAGGUGCCAGAGUUCGCCAAACACUAACUCGCGCCGGUUUCGCUCUUUAUCUCGAUGUUCCUAACCCAGAUGCAUACAGCACUGUGGCACGGAUUUGGAGGAGAACGUUUGCAGAGGAACUCUGAGGCCAGUUCCUUUACCCCCAGUCUGGAGAAACAGGGAAUCAUAGCGUUUGCUGAAACGUAACUGCAGACGGGGUGCAUGACAUGUUUUUUUUUGUUUGUUUGUUUGUUUAUGUAAGUCCCAGAAUGCAAUUCUUUGGGUGCGAUUGCAAUUAGUAGUGUUUCUGAGCUUGUCUCAUUAGAGUUUUGCAGUACUGUAAGUGCAGCAUUCAUUUUCA